Messenger RNA from Candidula unifasciata, 1558 nucleotides. NCBI's taxonomy places the organism in Eukaryota, Metazoa, Mollusca, Gastropoda, Stylommatophora, Geomitridae. The record is from the annotation of a GenBank genome assembly.
AUGGACAAGCCAGUAACUAUAACCUGUGAAGCAUACGAUGUGGAAUCUAUCACCUUCACUUGUGGAAUGCAGAGUGUCGAAGAUUUGAAUGUCUUUGUCAGGGUGGAGCAACAAGUUCGUUCAAAUGGGCAGUCAGAAUCAGUGAAAGUUUUUGAAGCUUCAGUAAAUGUGUCGAAGGAGAAAGUUGAAAACUAUGAAGCUGGAGAGGAAUAUUCGUGUCAGUGCUUUGCUCAUUAUCGGGUUUCUGCCACUGGAGAGUAUAAAGUGUUAAACAGUACUAAAGCUGCUGUGAAAAUAGCAUAUCUAAACGAGGAAUUUGAAAAGGAACCAGAGGGUCACAUUGUCACUGAAGGAGGUUUCUUGACCAUCUUCUGCAAACCUCCUCAAGGGAACCCAGAGCCAAAGGUGUCAUGGCUCAAGGAUGGAGAAAACUUUGAUGCUGUAAAUAUUGUCCAGAACAACUUACUAGUUUUCACAGAGACUGAACUGGAACAUACGGGAGAAUAUAUUUGUGUGGCUGAAAAUGUGGCAGGAAAACGACAAAGCUCACCCAUUAUGAUUGAAGUCAAAGGGGGAAAAGGGGGGGGGGGAGACUCUGAUGAUGGAGAUAAUGAAUUUGGUGUAGGUAAAGAAUCAGAGGAGGAGCAGGGCACGGCAGUAGCAGAAGAGACUGAAUCAGAGCACACUGAUGACGAGACUCAGAUAAAAUUGGAUGUGUUGAAAACUGAGAAACAAGAAGAGGAACAUACUGUUGAGAUAUCAUUGGCCAAGAAUGUAAGCAGGCAAAGUGAAGAAAAUGAUAAGGACUAUCUAGAAAAAAAUCAACUGAGCGUGCUGGUAGAUGAUACAGACAGUGAUUACAAAGAUGAAUAUCAUGAUGGCGACAACCAUGUAAAUAUAGGGGAAAGACAAAAAACUGAUGCCUCUAAAUGUGAACAGAUGCUGUCACAUUGUAUUGCCAUCUUGCCAGAUAGUACUUAUGGUCCAGAAACGUGCUUAGCACUUCCACAGCAUAUUUCUUGUAUUGAGAGCUACAUCAGCAAAUGCAGAGAAAUGGUUGAUGAAGAUACACUGAAUGCUGCCAAGUUGGAUUAUGAAGACAUUCGGGUGAAAUGUGCAUUACAGCCCAAAUGUCCACAACUGGACAAGUGCAGAAGAAUAUCCGCAGCAAGGGCCAGCAAUCAUCUAACAGUUGCACAGUUUUGCCAGGAAGACAAUUUAUUACAGUGUGUAGAUCAUGCAGUGGCCACCUGCAAUGCCACACUGUCUCCUGAAGAGGAGAAGAUCAAGUCUAAUUUGUACAAAGUUGUUGACUGGUUGGUAGAUUUUUGUGAAAGACUGGUCGUAAGCGAUGGAUCACUAGCAUCAUGUGAUGAAAUGAUGGUCUGUGACCUUCAUAUUGAGCAGAUGUCAACUGAUAAUACUACUUCCUGGUGCAAACUAAUCAGCUCCCUUGUGGAGUGUACAAACAGUGCAGUCAAGAAAUGUCAGCUGAAUGAAUUGAGAAAUGACAUAGAAGAGCUCUAUUCAGAUGCUAGACAUAUUGUUUGCUCAGAAG